Messenger RNA from Nezara viridula (southern green stink bug), 1191 nucleotides. NCBI's taxonomy places the organism in Eukaryota, Metazoa, Arthropoda, Insecta, Hemiptera, Pentatomidae. The record is from the annotation of a GenBank genome assembly.
AGACCUGGAAGACCACUAAUUUUAUUUUUUUACUUCCUGGCAUAGCCACCUAGGAGGAAGAAUGAAGAAGAAGUCUACUUAUUAAUAUUUUUAUUUUAAGCACUGUUGUAAAAAAAAGUUGUGAUAAUUAUAAUUUCUUUUCAGGUCGACCUACUCAAAAAAACAAGUAUCACAUCAACUCAUGAAGGGUCUUGGGUUCAGUACUUUGUAAGAAAGUGCUGUUUCUAAGCCACUAGUUGUCCAAGGAACUAAUUUAGACAUUCUCGAGUUCAACUCCCAACUUUUUCACACAAUUAAGAGCACUUGUUCUAGGUGGUUCUUCCAAACCCUAAGCCAAGGCUGAUGUAAGAGAAUCAAUAAUUAUAUGCCACAAUCAGACUUGAACCAUACCCAGAAUAUAGGAACACAGUCUAACUCACUGAACUACUCCACUCACCAAAUUGACCUCCUUGCAAGAGUUUUAAAAAAAUUUCUGGAAAGCACGCAUCAAAAAAGUAAUUGUGGAAUCAACCUUCCAAUGUGGGCACAAUGUCGCGUGGAAUGCACCAGCCUCGGUUUUGAUGCUGUCAAAUCUCUCAAUGAGCUCGUAUGUCGUGAUAGUCAGAGAUCAAUCGGGUUCAUGAUGGAGCCUUGAAAGAACUCAACAGUUGUAAAAUGUCUCUUGAAUAAUCCUUCCAACUCCAAAUCAGGUGGCUUCCUACCAUUUAUGAUUAUAACAGAAAAUAAUGAACAUAAAAAAAAAAAAAGAAGAAAGAAAGAGACAGCAAGAAAGUAGAAAAUAUAAAAAAAUUAUUCUACAUUCUAAUUGUCGUAGCAUGCGAUGGUAACAUUUAAUUAACCACUCUUAGUAAAGCCUGGAAUGUUCCAGAUUAACUUCACUCGAGUGACAUUCACAAGCAUCUAACGUGCUUUCUCUAUCUGCCUCCAUCUCCAGUUACCUUCACACGCUCAAGAUCGACAGCAUUCAUCAUUGUGCCCUGAAAAAACUCCACUGUAGUGUAGUGGCGUUUUAGAAGGCCUUCAAGCUCCAAAUCUGGUUCCUUUCUGUAAUUCAUAACCCAAAUUUUGCCCUACACUAUUACUUUUCGAUCAUUCUUUCAAAAUAAUUAUGUAUAAAUAUUUCAUGAACUAAAAAUACAUACAUAAAACCCAAAAAAAGUAAUAAUAAAUAUAACAUUAAUUAAAGCUGGG